AUGCGUCUCCGAGGGUCGGUACGGGAAAUCACGUCGGACGAUGUGCGGAUAUCGGCACUUUCACACAGCAUCAGAGGCGUCUCGGAUUCUCGAAUCGGCAAAUGUCGUCGAACGUUGGGCGGAUAUCGGCAUUUCCGGAUCGCAUCAGAAGGGUCUCCGAGGGUCGGUACGGGAAAUCACCUCGAACGAUGUGCGGAUAUCGGCACUUUCACACAGCAUCAGAGGCGUCUCGGAUUCUCGAAUCGGCAAAUCACGUCGAACGAUNUGCGGAUAUCGGCACUUUCAGACCGCAUCAGAGGCGCCUCGGAUGCUCGAAUCGGCAAAUCACGUUGA
Angiostrongylus costaricensis is the source of this 333-nucleotide messenger RNA. NCBI's taxonomy places the organism in Eukaryota, Metazoa, Nematoda, Chromadorea, Rhabditida, Metastrongylidae. The record is from the annotation of a GenBank genome assembly.